Folsomia candida is the source of this 1632-nucleotide messenger RNA. RefSeq names its product glutathione S-transferase 1. Lineage: Eukaryota; Metazoa; Arthropoda; Collembola; Entomobryomorpha; Isotomidae. The transcript is spliced from 8 exons. The coding region runs from base 431 to 1504 and encodes 357 amino acids. Gene Ontology annotation, molecular function: glutathione transferase activity. Gene Ontology annotation, biological process: glutathione metabolic process. The record is from RefSeq and is a predicted model, not a curated record.
AAAUCAGUCCAUUUCCAUCUCUCCCAAUGCGAACAUUGAUCCAACACUAACUUUCACCUUGCUUUCUCCACAAUUUCAUAGCUUUCUUCGUCUCGAUAAAAACUCCAAGUCGUUUUUUCGUCACCUAUGUAAAUACGACGCAAUUCACGCAGUUAUUCGAUAACUUUGUAAAUUCCAAGCGUUUGGUACCGUAAUUUUGCAAACUUUUCAAAUAUAAAGAUCUUCACUUGAAGUGUGUAAACUGUGUUAAAAACGGGAUAAAAUUUAAAAUAGUAUGGAAAUUCUGCCACAAUUGGUACAUAUCAGGAUCGAUGUCCAAACGAGUUGUCCGUGUCGUACAAGUUUUUUCAUGCAGCGUCGUCCCCUCGUGUUCUUAGGAGUCUGAGAAGGAUACAAAAUACCGAGAUUAUUCUAUUCAUCGCACCGCACAAUGGGUCAGUGUCCCUCGAAAAGUUUGGACAGCAUAAAAACUUUGGAUUAUCCAGGGAAGAAAUUUUAUCUGUCGCACAGAAACAAGAUCGACACCGUUGCGGACGUCAUCAUCACGAAGGAAGGCGAGGGUGGGGCUGGAGGAGGGGCGGAAAAUAACGCCACGCGACAACCCUCGUCUCGAAGUUCGUUUAAAGGAAGCGGAGGGGGCAAAAAGGUCGCGAUCGCCAUGGGUCUCAAACUGUACCAUAUCAGCGACUCCCCGCCAUGUCUCGCCGUCCGGAUGGCGUUGGCCUAUCUGGGCCUCCAAGUAGAACUCGUGGACAUCGACUUCCUCAAGGCAGAACAAGCCUCGGAACUUUACAAAAAGAAAAAUCCACAAGGCGAAGUGCCCCUGCUCGAUGAUAACGGCUUUCUCCUCAGUGAAAGUGUGGCGAUUCUCCAAUAUUUGGCCGAGAAGUACAAAGUGGACGAGAAAUUCUAUCCGAGUGCUGACCCUCAAGCCAGAGCGGUCAUUAAUCAUCGCCUUUCCUUCCACCUGUCAACCUAUUAUAAGGCCAUGGCCGACUAUGUGCUGCUGCCCAUUUGCUACGCGUACACGAGGAGUGAACCCAACUUGAAAAAGGUGAAUCAUGCGUUGACCGUGUUUCAAGAAUUGCUCGGGAGGCAAGACGGAAAUUAUGCGGCUGGAGCCGAUCUGACCAUCGCUGACCUUCCCCUCUUUGUGGGAACCCUUCUCCUCCAAGUGAUCGACUUUGACCUGAGUCCUUACCCAGGCGUCAAAUCCUGGUACGCCGCCAUCCAGUCGGGCCACCCUGACCUUUACGCCAUCGCGGAAAAAGGGCUCGCUGAGCUGAAAGAGUUUGAGAAAAAUCCCCCCGACCUUUCCCAAAUUUCUCACCCGAUCCACCCCACCGACCGGAAGAAGCAGCCCGACCCCGAAGUCACCGACAAACCGGAAGUGACGGAAAUGAUGCCGCCGCCACAGCCGGAAGUCGUGGAAGCGACCCCAGUCGUCGUACAACCGGCAGAAAUUGAACCGUCGUCGGAAACAAUAGAACCAGCCCCAGAAUAAUUUUGACAAGAUUUUAACCAAUUAGCUUAAUUGUGAUUAAUUUUUCAAAUCUUAAUCUGGACGUGAAUCAUAUGUAUGGAUGGAUGAAUACAGUAAAUGUGGGAAUAAAAUGUGGGCAUGAAAUAUAA